AUGGAUGAAGUUAAGGAUACGUCCAUCGAUGCCUUGAAGGCGCAACUAAAAGGUGUGAUUAUCCUGAAUACAUCAGUGAAGGUCACAGAUGAAGAUGAAGAUUUAGAUGGUCACAAUUAUGUUCCAAGUUCAGUACGUACUUGUGAUCAUGCUUGUUCAAGUGGACUCAAAACUACACUCGACGCUUCUAAUGAUAAUGAACUAUGUGAGCCUGUUACUGUGCUUGAGAAAAGUGUUAUGGAUAUUGCUUCUUUUGUUGAAGAUGAGAGGUUGAGGAAAAUCGAGAAGAAUAAGAAGAAGCAUCAAGGUGAAGAAUUGAAAGAAGAAAAGGCAGUAGAUGAAGAGAAUGUAAAAGAAGAAGAAGAAGCAAAAGAUGAGGAGAGGAAAGCUGAAGAAGAAGCAGAAAAUAAAGAGAAAACAGAAGAAAAAUGA
Messenger RNA from Capsicum annuum, 432 nucleotides. RefSeq lists its product as uncharacterized. The record is from RefSeq and is a predicted model, not a curated record. Bases 1 to 432 code for a protein of 143 amino acids. The transcript has 2 exons. NCBI's taxonomy places the organism in Eukaryota, Viridiplantae, Streptophyta, Magnoliopsida, Solanales, Solanaceae.